GCACGAUAUUGUUUGUAGGUCUGUGUGCAUGGGAUAUGGAGAGAAGCCCUUCCCUCGCCGACUCGGAUAAGGCGGGCGGGACAGAACAUCAAAAGGCGGUGAGCGGCGAAGCUAGGGUAUCGAUUUCAUAUCUUGACAAGCGCACACGGGGGAGCCAUUUUAUAGAAGCACCGCCAAGCGAAAUCUCAUACUCUACAGCAAGCGAGCUAACGCAAGGAGCUAGAGCGCUCAAACAUGUACGACUUGUACUCAAAUACGAUGAAUUAUACAACACCACAGUACAGCAACUUCGGCUCCUACCCUUCCAACAGCAACUACCAAUCGUGCGCCAUGGCGAACCAGCUAUCUUCCUACGGACCAGGAAUGAACGGGACUUCGUACGGAAUGAACAGUGUUCCUCCUCUCUCACAUCCUCCGAUCCUGACGCAGUACCAGCAGAUGCAAGAGAGCUACAGCACGUUACAACACUUGAACGCACAGCCGAGCAUGUACGGGGCACCCAAUAGUAUUUCCCCAUUGCCUUUCCCAGCCUCCGAUGAAGAGUGCAGUGACAAACUGUCCGACAAUGGGGAUAACGAGAUGGAAAGGAAUGAGGAUGCAAAAUCUCGAAAACGAAAAGAGAGAACCGUGUUCUCAAAAUACCAGCUUACUGAAUUAGAACGCGAAUUCUGCCGAAACAAUUACCUUACACGACUACGGCGCUAUGAGAUUGCCGUCAGCUUGGAUUUGGGAGAAAGACAAGUAAAGGUCUGGUUUCAAAACAGGAGAAUGAAGUGGAAGCGAGGACGGGGAGGUGUUCCGGUCAAGAAAUCUGCUGCUUUGCAGGCCUAGUGAACUUUGCGAACGAUGUAAAUAGUACGGACAAGAUUUAAUAACAGCGCGCGGAAGACUGAAAUAUGCAAAAGCUAGCGCAGUUUGUUAAGAGAGAAAAAAGAAAAAAAAAUACGUACACGUUAAGUUUUUGCCUGAUCAGAUUUAUUAAGCACUAAGUUUUUUCCAAAACAAGGGAUAUAUAGAUUAACACUGUAUAUAUUUAUUUAUUUAUUGAUGAUAUUAUAUUUUGGAUAUUAUUUUUAUGCAUUGUAACGCAAUUGCUUUUUAUAGGAGAAUCUAUCAAAAAGACAUUUCAAAUUCAAAAUUUCAAAUAUGACUGUGAAGAUACCAAGUUUGAUUAAAAAUAAAUUUUGAUUUGUA
Molecule: messenger RNA, 1194 nt
Organism: Nematostella vectensis (starlet sea anemone)
Lineage: Eukaryota; Metazoa; Cnidaria; Anthozoa; Actiniaria; Edwardsiidae
Product: homeobox protein MOX-2
Exons: 2
Coding region: 235-831 (198 amino acids)
Biological process (GO): regulation of transcription by RNA polymerase II
Cellular component (GO): nucleus
Molecular function (GO): DNA-binding transcription factor activity, RNA polymerase II-specific; RNA polymerase II cis-regulatory region sequence-specific DNA binding
Source: RefSeq, a predicted model, not a curated record